AAUGGAUCAAACAGACCAAGUUUGUAUAAUUUUUGUAUAAAAAUUAUAUUAUUUGUGAAUACAACAUUGAAUAAUAGACGUUAUUAAUUAAUUAUAAUUAAAUUCGUAUAAGUGAAAUUUUUUUUUUUUUUUUACUUUUUGUCAUAUUGAUUUUGGCGAUUUACAAAAGGAAGAACGAUUUAAGAAUUUAGCGAAAAGUUUGAAAAUAAAACGUUUGACAGCAAAUGAAAAUAUACAAAAAAUUCCAUGGUCAAGUUGUUCUAGUAUAAACGAAAAUUCAUCAGAUUUAAAUUACACAUCAUCGCAUGUAUCAAAAGUUGAUAGUGAAAUUUUGACAUCAUCGCGAAAUUUGAAAAAACUUAUUUACAAACAAACAAAAAAUUAUUCACCAAUGGCAACGUCAAGUGUAAAACAAUUUUCUGAGAAAAAUACAAAUGACAAGGCAAUUAUGCCACCACCUAGUUCUUAUGGGAUUCGAACACCUCAUAAAAAAUCUGAUUCUCAACAAGAACGAGUUAAAUUUCAUCGACAAUCAACUAACGACAAUAAUAAUUUUUUACAAGAAAAACAAAUUCACUCAAAUAUUAAUGCAAGUAAAGAUUUUUCUGAAGAUUUCGCCUAUCCUACUGAUGUGCAAAAAGAGAAAACUGUCGAUCGACAUUUUCAUCGUUGGAGAGUCUUUCUCAAUGAUCGUGGAGAAUUAUUAAUUAAAGGAUCACUCAAUAAUGAAGUUUGGGCCAGGAGUAAACCAGUUGCAGAAAUGUUGUCACCAACAAAAGUUAAAUCAAAAUUUCAACACACUUAUCAUCUUCAUGGAAGUAUUAUCGAUGAAAAGAAUGAAAUACCAAAAUAUAUUUAUCAAAAAUUCUAUAAUGGUUUUCCUGACGAUUGGCGUAAUGUUCAUGCAAUAUGGAAAAAUUACAUUGCUCAUGGAAGCAAUGAAAAUUUUCGCUGGCCAAUGGACGUUAAUUAUAGUGACGAUGAUCUCAAUAGUGAAAUAACCGAUAUUACACAAAUGCAAAAAGAUAAAAAAUUUCAAGAAUUAAGUUCCAUGGAAAAAUCAACACCACAACGAUCAUCUGGUUAUAGUUCUGAUUUUCAACAUGAGAAAGAUACAAAAAUUAUUAAUAAUGAUAUAAAAAUAAAAAAAAUUCAAUCAAUUCAAAUAAAUAAUGAUGAAAAUUCUCAACAAUUUAAUGAAAAAGAAAAUAAAAGUUUACAUGAAAGUCGAAAUCAAUUUGAUAUCAGUGCCGAUCGUUCAUAUUCUGGUAAUUUGUACACGGCAUUAAAUUAUGCAUUAACAUUAAAAGAUAUUAUUUUCGGGGAUAAACUUACAAUCAUUACACAAAAUUUAUUACAUGAAAAAUGUCCUAAAGAAUAUGUUCAACGUGUUAGUAAAACAAUUGAUUAUUUAAAUAAUAUUCUUUCUGUGAAAAUUGGUGAAUUAGAUGAAAUUGAAUUAAAAAAAUUAAUUAAUCAACCAUUAGAGGGGAAAUGUUCAACAUCAUUUUCUUUAUCAACAAUCAAUGCUGUCGAGAGUAAUGAAAAAAAUAAUUCUAACGAAAUUAAUAAAAAAUUAAUGAGACAAAUUAUAACCGAUAAAAUUGAACAAAGAAAUAGUGAAAAUGAAAUUAAUGAUAAUUUAAUAAAUAAAAAUGACAAUGAGAAAUCGAUAAAUUUGAAAAUUGAUAAAACUUGCGAAGCAAAAGAAACAGAUUCAGAAAGUGAAAUAUAUGCCGGUGUGCCUAAAAUAUCAGAGAAAAUAUUAAAAUCAAAAAUUUAUCACAAACGAUACAGUAGACAUGAUUCCAAUGGAAAAAUUAGAACACGAAAUAAAAGUCAAGAGCUUAAAAAAGAUUUAAUCAAUGAUUCAAGUGUCAGUAUAAUUGAUGAUGAAAUUUAUAAAAUUCCAUCAGAUAAUGAACGAAUAUUACGAAUAGAUUCACAAAAUUCGAAAUUAAAGGAACCUACAACAAAAAAAGAUGAUUUUAUAAACGAAAAAAAAAUAAAUCUACUCAGGGAAAAUCGAUGUAUUAACGAUGAUAAUAAAAUUUCCGUCUCCUCUAAAUUGCCAACAAUGCAAAAUAAUGAAAAUAGAAAAUUAACAAUUAUCAAUAAGGAAAAUAUUAAUGACAAUAAUGAAUUCAAAAAUAGUUUUCAACGAAAGGAAAUUAAUGUUGUACAACAAAAUUUGCCAGUAAACGAUUUAAAUAAAGAACAAUUACAACAAAAGCCAAGAAUUAUUAAUACAGAAAAGGGAAAUUUCUAUAAUUUUAAGAAUCAAUUUUCAAACAGUGAACAAAAAAUAGAACAAUCUAGUAAAACAACGAAUUCGAAAAUAGAUCAAAAUUUAGAGGAGAAAAUUGAGGAAAAUUCAAAUCAAGUUUCAUUUGGUUCACAGGAGAAUCCAAAACUCUUAAAAAAUUGGAAUCCACUUGUUACAAUUGUUGGGAAAAAAUGUCAUUUCACCUUCGAGGGAACUUUAUUGAACACGGUUGGCCAACUAAUGAAAAAGAAAUUCACCACAAGUCAAGUUAUAAAAAGAAUUUCUCCUUUUGUCAUUGAGACUGCAGAUCAUCAAUUUUAUAAAUUAGUCGGAGAGAUAAAUAAUAAAAAACAUGUUGUUCCUAAAGAACUUUUGCCUCAAUGCAGGACAGGUUGUCCAGUAAAUAUUGAUCAUUUUUGUGCAACUUGGUUGAAAUUAAAAGGAGAAAAUAAUGUAAUCGUUGAACGUACACAAAAAUCUAACGAAGAUCAAAACUAUGUUACAGUCACUUCUCGUGGAAGAAGUAUUCUGCCUCCUCUUCAAUUUUGGACUGAAGAUGAACGAGUUGUAUCGAAAGAUGGAGAUUCUGUUUAUAAGUCAGGCGAUCCUAAGGAAAAAUUUGUGGCUUCAAUGGUUGGUAGUCCCAGUAAAUGUCGAAAAUCACCAGAACAAGUUGUAACUACUAAUGAAACAGUGAAAGGAGUUUUAAAUUCAGCAGAUGGACGACACGUUCAAAAUAAAGUCGCUCAGAAAUUAAAAUUUGAAUCAAGCGAAAGCGAAGAAGAUGAAACGAGAUCUAUUAAUACUCAAAGAUCUCAUUUGUAUACAUUAAGGAAACGACAAAGAAUUUCCUAUGAUGAUGAUGAUGAUGAUGACGAUGAUGUUAAUAAAAAUUUCCCUGAGAAAAUUAAAAAAAGAACAGAAAACCCAAAACAAUUGCAAAAAGUGAGAAAUACCGUUCCUAGGAUUCAUUUCACUCAUAAAACAAAUACUCAAGAUGGAAAUAUGACAUUAUCAGAUGAUCAGAUGUCGGUUAUUUGAAAAUUAAGAAAUAUUUUGAUUAAAUAAAUUCGUGUUCUCAAAGUGA
Messenger RNA from Leptopilina boulardi, 3353 nucleotides. Its product is annotated as MATH and LRR domain-containing protein PFE0570w-like. Bases 392 to 3307 code for a protein of 971 amino acids. The transcript has 11 exons. The record is from RefSeq and is a predicted model, not a curated record. NCBI's taxonomy places the organism in Eukaryota, Metazoa, Arthropoda, Insecta, Hymenoptera, Figitidae.